This is a messenger RNA of Akanthomyces muscarius, 702 nucleotides long. RefSeq lists its product as uncharacterized. The transcript has a single exon. The record is from RefSeq and is a predicted model, not a curated record. Bases 1 to 702 code for a protein of 233 amino acids. NCBI's taxonomy places the organism in Eukaryota, Fungi, Ascomycota, Sordariomycetes, Hypocreales, Cordycipitaceae.
AUGCACAUCUACAUCACCGGAGGCAGCGGCCGCAACGGCUCCCUCGUCAUCGCCGAGGCCCUCCAGCGCGGGCACACCGUCACCGCGCUCGUCCGCAACCCCUCCUCCAUGCCCUCCCACGCCAAUCUCACCGUCCUCCAGGGCUCGCCCCUCAACCAGUCCGACGUCGAGCGCGCCCUCGCCACCCCCCUCCGCGCCUCCGCCGUCGUCAGCACCCUGAGCCUCGCCCGCACCGGCACCUCUCCCUUUUCGCCUCUGCGCGGCGACACGACGCCCGACUUCAUGUCGCGCGCCACCUCUGUCCUUCUAUCUGCGCUCUCCGCCGUCGUCUCCAACCCCCCAGCCUCGGCCCCAAAAAUCAUCAUCAACUCCACGCUCGGCGCGGGCGACUCCUGGGGAAACAUGGCCUGGCCGUUUCGCCUGCUGUUCAGCCAGACGCCGAUGCGCUUCGGCGUCGCGGACCAUAACCUCGUGGACGGGCUGGUGCGCGCCAGCGGACGGCGCUUCGUGCUGGCGCGCGCGGGGCGCCUGACGGAGCAGAAGAAGGAGGAGGACCCGGUGGCGGAUGUCAGGGUGCUGCCGGAUAAUGCAAAGGGUCUGGGUGUUGCGGAUGCGUUGACGAGGCAGAGCCUGGCGAGGUGGCUGUUGCGUGCCGCGGAGGAGGACACGUGGGAUGGCAAGGCGCCGGUGCUGGUCAACUGA